UCUACUUUUGUGUUUCAAUCGUUCAAUUAAAGUUCUUCACAACGCAUUUAAAUUAUUGUAAAGGAUUCGAUUGAAUUUGCUGUAUAUUUUUAAUAAAAUGCCAGUUAUAGGAAAUUCUUAUAUUUUUGUGGUUGUAAUUUGUAUGAUCGUUCUUUCAAUUGAUAAAACCAAUGGAAAAUAUAUUCAGAAUAGACCUUGUACAACUCAAGAAGGCAUUCGUGGCAUUUGUGUAGAGGUAACAACAUGUUCGAAUAUUUUGAAUCUUCUGACACUUUCUCCAAAACCGUUGCCCAUCUCAGUAAUUGUUUUAGUGCGAAAAGCGCAUUGUGGAACAUUCAAUAAUACUCAUCAUGUUUGUUGUGAUCCAAAACUUAUAAUAAAUCAAAAAACAACACAAGUUCCUCCUAUCAUUAUGAGAAGUUCAGGCUUUGAAAAAUCGGAAACUGAAGUCGAAGCGAACAAAAAUGAUCCUGAUAACAUCACUGAUGAUCGUGUUGAUGUUGUAACGGAUAAACGUUCAGAAAUAUUGAAAACUGAAGUCGAAGUUAGAAGUGAUGAUCAUGAUAAUAUUACUACUGAGCAUGUUGAUGUUGUUCCAGAAAAACCUUCAGGUUUUGAAAAAUUGCAAUCUGAAGUCAAAGUGAAAAAAGAUAAUCUUGAUACUACCACUGAUCAUGAUUAUGUUGUUGUCCCGGAAAAAAAUUCAAGUGGAAAAGAUCCCAAAUUGUCAGCAAGUGCGUGGAUUACCAUCUUGGUUUACUUUAUUUAUAUAUUUUGUUAAAAUAUUUAACGCCACCAAAAUACUCGUCUUAUAAGCCUACAACAUAA
Molecule: messenger RNA, 828 nt
Organism: Episyrphus balteatus (marmalade hoverfly)
Lineage: Eukaryota; Metazoa; Arthropoda; Insecta; Diptera; Syrphidae
Exons: 3
Coding region: 98-781 (227 amino acids)
Source: RefSeq, a predicted model, not a curated record